UGCUUCUGUGCGCUUUCAUUGUGCGGUUGCUCGACGAUCCGAUCCGUUUGGACGGACAAAACACGGCGUAAACGUUAUAUACUCACAGCGCGUGAAAUAAAUGAAAUAUAAAUAAUAAAAUAAAAUAUAUACAAAAACACGGCGUAUACGUUAUAUGUUAUAUAUUUGAAUUUAAAUGAAAAUCAGCGUGUCACGUUUUAAAUGAAUUAUCAUUGUGCGUUGGCAUUGACAUGCAAUUUGCAUUGAAUUGAGCCUUAAUCAACGGCAACAACAGCCAUCAAAAAAUACUCUGAACAUCAGAGUAAUUAAAAUUAUAACGGCAUUAAACUAUAAACAAUUGUUGAUUGCGUGCUUUUGAUUAUCAGCAUUAAACAAAUGGACGCAAAAUCAAUAGCAAAAUAAACUAAAAACAUACCAAAAGCUAAUUGCAUUUGGCCAACAGAAAACAACAAACAAAAGUGUGCAUGUGUGUGUGCAAAGUCAUUAUUUAAUUAUUAUUAUAACUAUUAUGUUUGUAUAAAUUAAAAAACGUGGCUGUAAUUAAUUUCUCACGCCGGCAGUAAAACAAAUAAAUAUUAAAAUUGAAAAUAUUACAAUAUAAAACCAAAAAAGUUAAAUGAGGAGCAUUUUGCAUUUCCGUUUAUGACAUUUGAAUGCAUUUCAAUUGCAUUCUAAGCAGCGCGCACAUUUAAAUUAAUUUUCAUUACAAUUAAAAGCAUUAAAUGCAUUUGCGCCCUGUUUAUUUGUCAUCGCAAUCGGAAUACUAAAUAAUCGACACAGACACCAGCCAACUACAAAGUAGUCAAAUAAUCAUUCAUUCAGACAGUCGAUCGAGUUGCAUAAAUAAACUAUUGAAUUAAGUGGAGUGAACAACUACUUAGACACCCUAUAAACAGGCAAAAGCUGUGGCAUUAAAAUGCAUUGCUACCAUAAAUAAAAACGCGUUCGAGCGAAACGAAUUUUGGUUAAGCCCGAAAUUCGCGCAGCUUUAACGAAUAGACGCUACUUUGUCUUAAGGGAAAGUCGAAAGAUAUUUAUAUCAGUAACAUGAACAACAACUUAAAUAACAGCAACAUGGAAACGGAUAUUACAUUUAACCAACACCAACAUGAGGAAAUGUUGCCGGGUGCUGAGGAGGAAGCUGAAUUUGAACGUCUUUACGCUGCUCCCGCGGAAAUUGUGGCACUGCUUUCCAUUUUCUACGGUGGCAUUAGCAUUCUGGCUGUCAUUGGCAACACGCUGGUGAUUUGGGUGGUUGCAACCACGCGGCAAAUGCGCACCGUUACCAACAUGUAUAUUGCGAAUCUGGCAUUUGCGGAUGUCAUCAUUGGACUGUUCAGCAUACCGUUUCAGUUUCAGGCCGCAUUGCUGCAAAGUUGGAAUCUGCCGUUUUUCAUGUGCGGCUUUUGUCCCUUUGUGCAGGCACUGAGCGUAAAUGUCUCCGUUUUUACGCUAACUGCAAUUGCCAUCGAUAGACAUCGGGCCAUAAUUAAUCCAUUGAGAGCACGUCCAACCAAGUUCAUAUCCAAGUUCAUAAUUGCUGGCAUUUGGCUCUUGGCGCUUACUUUUGCCGCUCCUUUCCUGAUUGCCUUUCGGGUGGAGGAAAUAACCGACCGCAUUCGAGAAAAUGAUCUUUACUUCAAUUUGACUCGACCUUUUUGCAUGAACAAAAACCUUUCGGAUGAGCAGUUGAAGGCGUAUCGUUAUGCCCUGGUCUUUGUGCAAUAUCUGGUGCCAUUUUGUGUAAUAAGCUUUGUCUAUAUCCAAAUGGCCGUCAGAUUGUGGGGCACUCGAGCGCCAGGAAAUGCGCAGGAUUCGCGUGAUAUAACGCUGCUCAAAAACAAAAAGAAGGUCAUCAAAAUGCUUAUUAUUGUUGUGGUUAUCUUUGGACUCUGCUGGCUGCCGUUGCAACUAUAUAAUAUUCUUCACGUCACGAUACCGGAAGUGAAUGACUAUCGAUUUAUUAGCAUUAUUUGGUUCUGCUGUGAUUGGUUGGCCAUGAGCAACAGUUGCUAUAAUCCCUUCAUUUAUGGCAUCUACAAUGAGAAGUUCAAGCGUGAGUUCAACAAACGAUUCGCGGCCUGUUUCUGCAAGUUCCACACGACGCUGGAGCAGCACGAGCGAACCUUAUCGAUGCACACCCGAGCUAGUUCCAUACGCUCCACAUAUGCGAAUUCAUCCAUGAGGAUUCGCAGCAAUUUCUUUGGAAAUGGCAGCAAAGGCGGAGGCGGAUUGCAUAUGAAUCGGAAUGGGAAUGGCAAUGGAAAUAAUGCACACAGUUUGGCCAUGGCCAAUAGCAGCUACAACAACAAUGGUCAUCAAAGUGUGGUAACAUUUGCCAGCGGUGGCAAUACCAUGCCACCAUGGAGACGCAAUAAUUUCAAGCCGUUGCAUCCCGAUGUUGUUGAAUGUGAGGAUGAUUUGGCGUUGAUGGAACUACCCUCGACAAGUGAGGAGCAUCCCUCGAGUCUAGGGGGUGGUAUUGGCGUUGCGGGGGUGCAGUUAUCAUUGCUUAAAGCGGAAUCGCGAGAAAGUUCUAGUUGCAUUUGUGAACAGGAAUUUGGCAGUGGCAUGGAAUGUGAUGGAACUUGUAUACUUAGUGAAGUAUCGCGUGUGCAACAACCAACAACAACAAUAACAACAGCAACAACACAACUAAUCAGAGGAGCGAGUGGCAAGCCGCAGGGCCAAACAUUAUGGCAGCCACUGUAAAGUUGAGCCAAGUACACUGAUAAAAAUCACCGGUUCCUAUAAUCAAAAAUUUAUUUUAUUUUGUUACUUUAGUAGUGUUGUUAAAACAUCGAAAAAUCGGUUUUUGAUAAAUCAUAAUUUAAUUAAUGGGUGUCCUAUCAUCACCUAUGUGUCCCAUAAAUAUA
This is a messenger RNA of Drosophila innubila, 2876 nucleotides long. RefSeq names its product RYamide receptor. Gene Ontology annotation, cellular component: membrane. The transcript is spliced from 8 exons. Lineage: Eukaryota; Metazoa; Arthropoda; Insecta; Diptera; Drosophilidae. Gene Ontology annotation, molecular function: neuropeptide Y receptor activity. Gene Ontology annotation, biological process: G protein-coupled receptor signaling pathway. Bases 1048 to 2712 code for a protein of 554 amino acids. The record is from RefSeq and is a predicted model, not a curated record.